AUGGAGUUGUGCACACAAACCGUUGCAGCGGAUCAUGAAGUUAUAAUUACACGUCGCUCUGGUAGUCAUCAUCCUACUUUAUGGGGUGACCAUUUUCUUGCCUAUGCUGAUCUUCGGGGAGCCAAUGAAGGGGAAGAGAAGCAAAAUGAAGACCUAAAAGAAGAAGUGAGAAAGAUGCUAGUGAUGGCUCCUUCAAAGUCUUUGGAAAAACUUGAACUCAUCAACACAAUCCAAUGUCUUGGUUUAGGUUAUCAUUUUCAAAGUGAGAUUGAUGAAUCAUUGAGUUACAUGUACACUCAUUAUGAAGAAUAUUCGAUUGGUGAUCUUCAUGCUAUUGCUCUAUGCUUUCGAUUACUUAGGCAACAAGGUUAUUAUGUCUCAUGUGAUGCAUUUAAGAAGUUCACUAAUGACCAAGGAAAUUUCAAGGAAGAAUUGGUUAAGGAUGUAGAAGGAAUGUUGAGCUUAUAUGAGGCAGCACAAUUCAGAGUACAUGGAGAACAAAUUCUUGAUGAAGCACUAAAUUUCACCAUUGCUCAAUUGAAACAAAUUUUGCCUAAAUUGAGCAACUCCCAACUUGCACAACAAAUCACAAAUGCACUCAAGUAUCCAAUUAAAGAUGGCAUUGUGAGGGUAGAAACAAGAAAAUACAUAUCAUUUUACCAACAAAAUCAAAAUCACAAUGAAGUCUUACUAAACUUUGCCAAAUUAGACUUCAACAUCUUGCAAACAUUGCAUAAAAAGGAGCUAUCUGAUAUGACAAGGUGGUGGAAAAAGAUGGAACUAGUGAACACAUUACCUUAUGCAAGAGACAGAUUGGUAGAGUGUUACUUUUGGUGUUUAGGCACCUAUUUUGAGCCUCAGUAUAGCGUCGCAAGGAAAAUGUUGACAAAAAUUUCAUUCUAUAUUUCAAUUAUUGAUGACACAUAUGAUAUUUAUGGGAAACUAGAUGAACUUACUCUAUUCACUCAGGCAAUUGAAAGGUGGAAUAUUGAUGCUUCAGAACAGUUACCAUUAUAUAUGAAGAUUAUUUACCGUGAUCUUUUAGAUGUUUAUGAUGAAAUUGAGAAAGAGUUGGCAAAUGAAAACAAGUCAUUUUUAGUCAAUUAUUCCAUAAAUGAGAUGAAAAAGGUCGUAAGGGGUUACUUUCAAGAGGCAAAAUGGUAUUAUGGAAAGAAAGUACCAACAAUGGAGCAAUAUAUGAAGAAUGGAAUUUCAACAAGUGCUUACAUAUUGCUAACAACUACUUCUUGGUUAGCAAUGGGAAAUGUAGCAACUAAAGAUGCAUUUGAUUGGGUAGCAACUGAACCACCAAUAGUUGUUGCUUCUUGUUACAUUAUAAGAUUACUCAAUGAUCUUGUAUCACAUGAGGAAGAACAAAAACGAGGAAAUGCGGCUUCUGCUGUUGAAUGUUAUAUGAAUGAAUAUAGCGUUACAAAGGAAGAAGCACACAUAAAAAUAAGAGAUAUAAUAGAAAAUUAUUGGAAGGAUUUGAAUGAAGAAUACUUUAAAGUAGAUAUGAUUAUUAUACCAAGAGUUUUGCUCAUGUGUAUAAUUAAUCUUACAAGAGUGGCUGAGUUCAUAUAUAAAGAUGAAGAUGCUUAUACUUUCUCCAAAAAUAACUUGAAAGAUGUCAUCUCUGAUAUACUAGUUGAUCCUAUUAUAUAG
Messenger RNA from Solanum lycopersicum (tomato), 1665 nucleotides. It is a transcript of the gene TPS17, whose product is annotated as sesquiterpene synthase. Gene Ontology annotation, molecular function: magnesium ion binding; terpene synthase activity. NCBI's taxonomy places the organism in Eukaryota, Viridiplantae, Streptophyta, Magnoliopsida, Solanales, Solanaceae. The record is from RefSeq and is marked provisional. Gene Ontology annotation, biological process: diterpenoid biosynthetic process.